Molecule: messenger RNA, 2278 nt
Organism: Oryza sativa Japonica Group (Japanese rice)
Lineage: Eukaryota; Viridiplantae; Streptophyta; Magnoliopsida; Poales; Poaceae
Product: protein NSP-INTERACTING KINASE 3
Biological process (GO): protein phosphorylation
Molecular function (GO): protein binding; protein kinase activity; ATP binding
Source: RefSeq, a predicted model, not a curated record
AAAUAUAUCAAUCUUUUCUUGAUAUAUAUAUAUUGCGAAUUUGCAACUGAAAAAUUUUCAGUUCUUGCUGCACUCACUCACCCGGUUUUUCUUGCUGCAUUCGCGUGCGUCUUGCAGCGGAGGCGUUGCUGGCCGUCAAGGCGGCGCUGCAUGACACGGCCAACGUCCUCGCCGACUGGAACGCCGGCUCAGGCGGCGUGGUCGUCGCCGGCGGCGGCGGCGGCGGCGGCCCGUGCAACUGGAGCAUGGUGACCUGCUCCAAGACCGGCCAUGUGUCCGUGCUCGAUCUGGCUCACCGGAAUCUGUCCGGCACGCUGUCGCCGGCGAUCGGGAAACUCAGGCGGCUGCGACUCCUGUUUUUGCAACACAAUGCAAUUUCUGGCCCUAUUCCUGACACCAUAGGCAGGCUGAAGGUGCUACAAACGCUGGACCUGGCAUAUAAUCACUUCACAGGCACUAUUCCAAGCAUACUGGGACAUUCCAAGGGCAUCUUCCUCAUGAGAUUGAGCCACAACAAUUUAUCUGGAUCUAUACCUGAUUCACUAGCCACUGCUCCCAGCAUUGUCCUCCUGGAUCUAUCCUUUAACAACCUGAGUGGUCCAGCACCAGUUUUUAGCGCGAAUAGUGUAUUCCUUCGUGGAAAUCCUUUGAUACAAAACUUCAGUUGUGAAGGAACCUGUACUUCUGUGAUAGAAGAGACGAUUGCUGUCCCUUCUGCAGCAGAAGAACCAGUUGCUGUCAGCAUAGAAGAACCAAUCAUUCACAGGAAAGGCUUGGCAGGAACUGCUCGGCGUGUUUCAUUCUACAUAGCAGCUGUUCUUCUAAUAGUUUUCUUGAUUGCUGGAUUUGUCGCGUCUAUUUCGCAGUGGCGUAGGCGACACCAGAUCUUUGCUGAUUUCGAUGGACCAGAAAUAUACCUAGGCCAUCUGAAGCAGUUCAUGAUCAAGGAGAUCAAAGAAGCUACCAAUAACUUCGACCGAAGAAACAUUUUGGGGCAGGGAGGAUUUGGAAUAGUAUACAAGGGUCGCUUGCGCGAUGGCACAAUUGUUGCUGUUAAAAGGAUGAAAGAUUGUUUUUCUGUUUGUGGGGAUGAUCAGUUCCACACAGAAGUUGAAGUAAUAAGCUUGAUUGUUCAUCGCAAUCUCCUUCGUCUUACUGGGUUCUGUAUUACAGACACUGAAAGGCUCCUUGUAUACCCUUUCAUGCCAAAUGGAACUGUUUCUUCUAAAUUACAAGAAUAUGUGGGUGGUAAACCUACUCUAGACUGGACAAGGAGAAGGAAGAUAGCGCUAGGCGCGGCACGCGGGUUGGUCUAUUUGCAUGAGCAAUGUGAUCCGAAAAUUAUCCACCGCGACAUAAAGGCCUCCAAUGUUCUCCUUGAUGAGUAUUUUGAAGCAGUUGUGGCAGAUUUUGGACUUGUAAAACUUUUGGAUCAUGGUGAGUCUCAUGCUGUCACAGCAGUGAGGGGGACAAUGGGACGCAUUCCUCCAGAGUAUUUGAUGACUGGCCAAACAUCAGAGAAGACCGAUGUUUACGGCUUCGGAUUCUUGUUGAUCGAGUUAAUCACCGGUCGGAAAACGAUGGAGCUUCAUGAGGAUGAGUAUCAGGAGGGAGGAAUUCUUGAUUGGGCAAAGGAGCUUCUUGAAGGAAAUAAGCUAAGGUCAUUUGUGGACAGUAGACUGAGAGACAACUAUGUCAUUGCUGAGUUGGAGGAAAUGGUUAAGAUAGCUUUGCUCUGCACAAUGUACAACCCUGACCAACGACCAAGUAUGGCUGAGAUUGCUGGAAUGCUGCAAGAGAGUGAUGGUUCAGUUGUGGAGAAAUGGGAGACUCUGAAAGAUGCCGAGAGAUCGAAACCGAGCACGCCGGAGUUCAUGCUGUCAUCCCCUGUAAAUUUUGCUUCAGAUGAGUGCAAUUCAAUUCAGUUGGAAGCUGUUGAGCUCUCAGGGCCAAGGUGAUGAAAUGGCCUGUUUGUUAUGCUCACAUACAAUAAUUUUCAGAACUCCAAAAUAGGGAGAUGAGGAUGAACUGAGGAAGAAACGGAUGUUUCAGACAUUAACUCAGCUUUUUUAACUAGAGUAUUAUUUUAGUUAUAUUAGUUGAUGACAAAAUAAGUUACUCUUUGUGUGCCCUACCGAAAUCUCUGGGUGACUCUGAUGAUUAAAAAUAAGGAGGAUACAUUGCUACAAUCUGGGUUGUACUUUGCAUCUGUGACUUCUCUAUCCCCUCCUUUUUUAUCUUUUGGUAAGAUAUAGUCUGUUGUGUCAGAGAGUUUUUC